Messenger RNA from Notolabrus celidotus (New Zealand spotty), 5541 nucleotides. RefSeq names its product G protein-coupled receptor, class C, group 5, member Ba (gene gprc5ba). Gene Ontology annotation, cellular component: extracellular exosome; plasma membrane; intracellular membrane-bounded organelle. The record is from RefSeq and is a predicted model, not a curated record. Gene Ontology annotation, biological process: G protein-coupled receptor signaling pathway. Gene Ontology annotation, molecular function: G protein-coupled receptor activity; protein kinase activator activity; protein kinase binding. NCBI's taxonomy places the organism in Eukaryota, Metazoa, Chordata, Actinopteri, Labriformes, Labridae.
AAACAGGACUGCAAACUAGAGCGAAGCAGGUGUAGCAUUUAGAGAGUCCUACUCGCGCGUGCAGCCUGUUGACAUUUAGACAACAGAUUUAUGAGGCGUGUGCGUUUUGCAUGUUUGUGUGUGCAAUAGGGAGAGGAGAGCGCACCACUGUGCGUCCACGGAGGAUCUAAUAAGGUGGUCCCUCUGUCCGACACCAAUUAAUUUAUCGGAGGGUGAAACAGUUUAAGGGCGGAGGACAGAAGGAGCCAGGAGAGACUGUGGCGGCUCCGGAGGGCUGUCACUUUGUGUGUUUGCGUGUGUGUGCGGAGAGGGGGAUUAUCAGUGCGCACGUUAUGCGGAGCGCAGUUUUUUGUGAUGCAUUCAGUCGGGAGAUGUGCGGAACGGGGCAGGCAGUGACUGUCAACCGGGAGCUUCAGUGGCAUAAUCAGCGCAAAGCAGGAGAAGAACCGGCUGGUUUUCUGGGACGCACCGGUUCUGCGCAUCACAGGAUUUCGGACUCUGAAUAUGUUUUAUUUAUUUUUUAUGAAGGCUCCUUUAUUGGUGCAGAGUGAAAGUCAAAGAUGCGCACCGCUGAACAAAGGAUUUAGGGGGCAACAAUCACGAAUCUCGUACACAUUAUAAUCCCGACACACCCCGGCGUGCUGCGUGUCCCCCCGUUUUGACUUGUCUAGGGUCGCCAUUCAUGCCCAUUCUUCCUCUGAGGACAACGGAGACGGGCUGAAUAACCUCUGGUUUCAAACCUAGAACAGGAGGAAUCAUCUGGGCUGAUCGCGCACGAGUCCAUGUGGAUGGAGAGAGAAUACGCAAACACCGCGAGCGCAGCUCAGUCCGAAAUGUGACAUUUUUACUCUGCCUCGCACCGUAGCUGACAUCUGUGCCACUGCCUUCGUUCUCUAUCGGAUCUGUUUACAUCGAUUAAGACAUGGCGUUCCUGCCGGUCCUCGUCCUGCUGCUGCUCUCUGCAACUCAUCGUGCCACCAGUCAAGACUCUGAGGACUCUGAUGCUCUCCCGAGAGGCUGUGGAUGGGGCCUUGUGCGUCCCUACACCCUCCUCUGUGACCUGGACUCCAUAUGGGGUGUGGCUGUUGAGUCAGUUGCUGCUGGUGGGGUGCUGACUGCCAUCUUGCUUGCCCUGGUUCUACUUUGCCGUUUACACCACAUCAGUGAGGCUGAGAAGCGCAGCGCCGUGGGACCCAUCCUCCUGCCUUUGGGCGUCCUCGGCUUGUUCGGCCUGAGCUUUGCUUACCUGAUUGAGCAGGAUGAGUCUUUAUGCUUGCUCCGCAGGGCCCUAUGGGGUCUCCUGUUUGCCGUCUGCUUCUCCUGUUUGCUGGUACAAGGUGUCCGCCUGCGCAGGCUAGGCCGGGAGCGCAGGAGCCCUGGUGGCUGCGCCCUCACAGGUCUUGCACUAGGUCUUAGCGCUGUGCAGGGCAUCAUCGCUGCAGAGUGGCUACUUCUGACCGUGCUGAGGGAGGGGAGGGCUGCCUGUCAGUAUCUACCGAUGGACUUCUCAUUAGCCUGCAGCUACGUGCUAGCCCUCCUCCUAGCUGCACUGGCAGCCGCCUCUUUGGCUUUGUGUGCAAAAACACGCCAGUGGCGCUGCAAUGCUGUCUGGCUGCUGGUGACCUGUCUUCUGUCGCUGCUGCUGUGGGUGGCCUGGGUGGGCUUCUAUCUGUACGGUAACGCCUGGCUGGGAAGGUCCCCAGACUGGAAUGAACCGGCAUUGGCCAGCUUAGUGGCUCAGGGAUGGCUGCUGCUGAUCUUCCACGCCAUUCCUGUCCACAUCUGCCUUAGAGCUCCACAGCCAACUGCCCCAGAUUACUUUGACACCUCCCAGAACUCGACACGGAUGAGAGAGACCAGUUUUGACGAAGACAUCCCUCUUUCUCAUAGACAGUUUGUGGAGACCCAGGGCUACGGAGACAGCGAUGAGAACAUUUCAGGCUUGAGGAGUGGCGGUGGUCCCGGGCAACAUAACAGUAACACUGGUGCGAGGCCCAGCGCUCCUUUCCGCAGCAACGUGUACCAGCCCACUGAGAUGACCAUGAUCCUGAACGGGGGAGCGGUGCCCUCUGCUCCUCCAACCUACACAGGGAGGCAGCUAUGGUGAGCGAGAGGAUUGGAAAGAAGAAGUGUGGUCGACAACAAAGAGAAGAAGAGGAAGGAGAGGGCGAGGAGCGUGAGGUCCCCACGGACGAAAGGCUCGCCUGGUUGUACUGAACUUCAAAAACAUGGACACCAACAGGGCCCUUUCCUUCUGUGUACAGACUAAAACACUGACUGCGUGCAAAUCAAGUAACGUAUGAGUGCGUGCGAGACUGAGAGAAAGUAGGGCAUGGAGGACAAAGCUGAAGCUCUUCUAGCACACUAAUUUCUAAAAGAAGGGUUGAAAAACUCAAAAUGUGACCAGCAAGUAGCAAAACAAAACUGAAGCUGACUUAGAUCUGAAAAUAUCACAUGCGGUAGUUUUUUUUCUUUUGUUUGAUUUGCUCCCCUGAGACUACAGCACUGUAAGCGUCCUUGAAAACUGUGAAACCUUUUUUUUUUUUUCUCUCUCUCUCUCUCUCUCUGUCUAGCUCUUCCUGUCAGUCAGGAUGUCUUUUCUGCUGCUCCACAAAAAAUGCUGGCACUCAAGUGGAAACAUUUGGCUCUGUCCUCCAUCCAUCCACAGGGUAGGUGAAGACAGAGCACAUGGGCAACUGUACAGCACCGCCCGCUUUAAAGAAUCCAGCCUCUGUGGGUGUGUAUGUAAAGUAUAUGAGAGGAAAACGUGUGUGUGCGCCCUACAUCUCGUACAAUAAGCCUUCCCUCUCUGGACUGUUACCCACGAACACUCCUCCUUCCUCCCUCUUUAAAUCUAUUUGCAUUUCUCUGCACCGUCUGUGAAUAGAACAUUUAACUCCUCUCACCUCGCCUCAUCCUCCCACCUGCAUGGACACUUUGCAAAAACGUGAAACAAACUGUGAAGAACUGCAAUCGCAAAAGAAGCUCAAAAGCAGCCCGGAGCACCUGAGCAGAGGGAUCACAAGCUGCUACUGAACUACUGUUAAAUACAAUAACAACAGAGCAGAGAGGAUUCUGAUUGGACAAGGAGGGUGUCACUCAUCAGUGGAAGGAGGCAGCGCUUCUUGAAUCUAGGUCAGACUUUACUGUGUGCGGCUCUCCCACAUCUCCGGUGGCCACUGGCGGUUUGAACCAGCUAGGAGAAACUGUCACUUUAUAUCAUCAGGAAACGGAGUGAGGAAAUGAAUCGGUAUCCUGUUCUUAGUUCCUCUAUCUGUGUUUUAUGUGUGCGUACAUGAGUGUUGUGAUUUUAUGAGUGUCAGAAGGAGGGAGGGGGCGGGGUUCAAAGUCAAGGUUGCAUUCUGGUGCUAAAUUGUUCUCCACAUCGCUUCCUCAGUGAAGCUCAAAACUACUGGUAAACAACACUGAUGCAGAUCCAGUCUUCGUAUGUGAGUGACAGGCUAUAUAUAGAGCCGAGGGGCUGGUGUGUUGAGAUACCCGAGAGCCUUAGAGAGAUCAGAUUCACAGGGGCGGCGAGAAAGAAGAAGAUCAAGUGUGAGAGAGGAUGGAAAAGAUGAGGAAGAUGAUAGCGAGAGAUGGAUUGAAGGGAGAGAAAUCCCAAUGACUUCCUUUAGUCAAUCUGACGUGUGAGAAAAUGGCUCCCUGGCCAGCCUGUGUGUGUGUGUGUGUGUGUGUGUGUGUGUGUGUGUGUGUGUGUAUGUUUUUCGUGACAUGGGGGCGGCGGCCAUGCUGCUCUGCUCUAUGUACUUGUCUUCUCCUUCCUCCCUCUUCAUCCUCCGCUUGCCUCUCUGUGGUCGGCUCAAACUCGAGUCUCUGUGCCAAGAAGGACUCCCGUUUCACUGGAGUCUCCGUUUCUCGCCCUCCCCCUUCCACCGUGACACCAACUCUCUCUCUCUCUCUCUCUCUCUCUCUACACUGGAGAAGCUGUGUACAUAGUAUUGCUGUAAAGCUUUGCUUGCUUGUUUACUCUUUUUUUUAACUGUAGGCUUAUUUUAGACACCAGUAUCAUAUGACUGACUGGAGAACUGACUAUUACAAACCAUUUUUAUCUGGGGACUUUUUUUUUAACUGGUUGGCGUUGUGCUCAUACAUUCGCUUGUUGUUCCUUUUAUGCUUUUAUUUCUCUCUUGCUGGUGUCUUUAUUUUUUAAGAUAGCUUUUUGGAAAUCUUUUGCCAACACUAGAUAUGCUUAUAUUUUUAUCUUUUUGUUUGAUUAAUGGUCAAGGAAAAUAUAUGAGUUGUCAUUUAUAGGCUUUUACAUUGUUCGUACCUCCUGCAAAGCAUUCAUAGUCGAGACAGUGGUCCAGUCUUUGCCGUCACAGUUACGAGGAUACAAACAAACUACAGGAUUCUGAUUUUGUUCGAAAAAAACAACAGCAGCUGUGAGUUACUUCUAGCACUUCAUGCAGUAAACUACAAACUACUCUGUGAUACUUUAAGGAUUAAAAAAAGAAGAAAAACAGAGCAGGGAGGGCUGAAAAAGUCAAGCCCUCCUUCAGUCAUUUUUCGUCUUACAGCCAACCUCGACUAAGAAAAGACCACGUGUCACAUCUUAACUGCUGCUGUAUGUUUAUGUCUUACCCACUGGCUAUUCUAAAAUAGGACUGGUACCAGCCAGCGAGCUCUAUGCCCAAACAGAGCGUGCCAUGCUUUGUCAGGCUCUGUUUGGGCCCUGCCUGGUCAGAAACAGACCAUAGAUCUGUGUGUGGUAACCCAUGAAGAAGAACUGUCCUCAGGGUAUGGGUGGUCAGUAUGGUGGGGAGGUUUCAAUUCUUGUGAUGAUCUCACUCAAAGUGGAAUACAAAAAAAAAAGAACAUGUGACUUUGUAGAUUUUGCACUUGUCGACUACCUAUCUGUGCAUGCUUAUCACCAUUUCUACAUGUAAGACCUUUCUCAGAUGUACUUUUGAAUACUAACUCUAUUUAUGUAAGGGUCAUGUGACUGCAAUCAUAAUUUCAGUGUAUAUCAGAUGACACACUUAUUGUCUGUGCUUUCUUGAACACAAAAGAGAGCGGGCUCUUAAGAAGCAAAGAGAUACAAGUCAGGGGAAAGCGGUCCAAAUAGUUUGAGUCCCCAGAAAGGAACAAAACGCCAUCAACACUGGACCUAAAAAUAAUUUCCUCUGUUAGUUUGAAGACUGGAGGGGAAAAAAGAGAAACUUCUGGUGGUUUUCGUCUCUGUGUGUAAAAUCAAAUAGACUGUGGUGAAAUUUGCACAAAACUUCUAUAUGUUAAGUUUGUCAUCCCCGGACAGCCCACUGAACACCCGUCGUCCCUGGGUUUGGCAUGUCCUUGCCUGUCCUCUCCUGAUUUGUCUUGCCUUCAGACUGUUCCAGCGGGGCAGCUGACAGGGGUGAUAUUGGUUUUCACAGCUGUGACUGUGCAGUGACGCAGCAUGCAUAUGUAUAGAACUUUAUUCCCCUGAUUAGAUAAAGAAAAAAAACUGUUAACUCUCGUUUCUGUAACCAAAUCAGGAAAAAAAAGUUCAAUAAAAGUGUCAUGUUUGUAGUUAACUUUUAA